Messenger RNA from Camellia sinensis, 1074 nucleotides. The record is from RefSeq and is a predicted model, not a curated record. NCBI's taxonomy places the organism in Eukaryota, Viridiplantae, Streptophyta, Magnoliopsida, Ericales, Theaceae.
AUGGAAGAUGAUAGGAAUUGGGGCCCGAAGCUUUUCAAGUUCAUCAAUGCUUGGGUUUUACACCCUAAGUUCCUUGGUGAUGCAAAAAAAGUUUGGGACUCAACUAAUAUACAUGGUUGGGCUUUUUAUAUAAUUAUGGAAAAGCUGAGAACUCUAAAAGUAGCUCUGAAAAAAUGGAAUGUGGAAGUGUUUGGUGAUGUAGAAUUAGAAUUGAAAGAAGCUGAAAGUGUGUUACAUUCUAUGGAUUUACAAUCUGAAGUGAGGGAAUUGACUGAGGAGGAAGAGGGUCAAAGAAAGGAAGUCAGGGGUUUGAUAUGGAAGCUUAGUAAAAGAAAGGAGUGGAUGUGGAUGCAAAAAUCGAGGUUGGAUUGGGCUUUGAAAGGAAAUAGAAAUACUAGAUUCUUUCACAUUAUGGCCACCAAGAAGCAUAACAGAAACGUGAUUACUUCUGUUUUGGUUAAUGGGGUUGAGGUGGAUGAACCUAUUGAGGUCAAAUAUGCAGCUUGCUAUCACUUCCAAAAUUUAUUUACUGAACAUUGGUGGUUUAGGCCAAGUAUUGGAGGUGAUUUUAAGAAAAUUGCUGCUAAUCAAGUAGAUGCUAUUCUAGAGAGAGAAUUCUCAGAAGAAGAAGUAUGGGCUGAUGAGUUCAAUAGCAAUUGUAAAUUGAGGUAUGCGGUAAAUUUCUCUUUUGUUGCUCUUAUUCCCCAAAAGGAGAAUCCAACCUCUUUUCUUGAUUACAGACCCAUUAGCUUGAUAAAUUCCCCAUCUAAGGUGUUGUCCAAAGUUUUCGCUAGUAGAAUGAAACAAGUCCUGUCUACUGUGAUUGAUAAGGCCCAAUCUACUUUCGUAGGGAGAAGAAACAUUCUAGAUGGUGUGCUUAUAGCUAAUGAGGUGGUGGAUUGGUGGAAAACAUCAAAAAAGAAGGGUAUUAUUCUCAAACUGGAUUUUCAAAAGGCAUACGACACUAAAGGGUUAAAACAGGGUGAUCCUCUCUCCCCGUUCUUGUUCAAUGUUGUUGCUGAAGGCUUGAACAUAUUGUUGUCAAGAGCUAAGGAAUUGAGGAUUAUAAAAUGA